Molecule: messenger RNA, 1848 nt
Organism: Anopheles moucheti
Lineage: Eukaryota; Metazoa; Arthropoda; Insecta; Diptera; Culicidae
Exons: 3
Coding region: 19-1290 (423 amino acids)
Source: RefSeq, a predicted model, not a curated record
AGUGGAAAGAACAGUACGAUGCCAGAAAAUACCUUACCAGCUUGCCUGAAUGCAGCGGCCGAUGCACCGGAAUGGUUGACCGAUAAGUAUGUGGAACAAAAGUUGCGCUGUGCGUUUAAGGAUGUAUCGAUCAAGGUGCGCCAGCUGAAAAUAUACUAUGCUGUGCCGAGAGGUAACAACUAUGCUAGCAUCAUCUUUCGUAUCGGUGUUACGUAUCACUCCAAACAACAGUACGAAGUCACAAACAGCUUCAUUGUAAAGGGCAUGAUCACUGAAGGACUAGCGGGGGAAAAGCUUCGUCAGUACGAUGUACAGCGCAAGGAAAUGGACGUAUAUCAGUUUGUCAUUCCCGAGUUGAAGCUGAUGAUGAAAACCAUCGGUGAAGCGGGUGAGCUGUAUCCUACCGCUCUAACGGUGGACCGCAAGCAUGAAGUGAUCGUUUUUAAGGAUCUCGCCCCGGAAGGAUACCGGAUGGUGGAUCGUACGCAGGGCAUGGACAUGCAACACAUGAAGAUGGCCAUCAAGCUGAUGGCGAAGAUGCAUGCUGGUUCGUUGAAGCUGCAGGAACGACAGCCCAAUAUUUUCAAACCGUACGACAGGAGCAUCGUAACGCGCCAGACGGAUGCAUUCUAUCCGAUGUUUAUCCACAUCUUCAGCGCGCUCACCGACGAGGUCGGCAAAUGGGGCCCCGAAUGGCAGUACUAUCAUGCGAAGCUGCAAACGCUCGGGCCUAACUUUAUCGAGUACGCGCAGCGCGUGAUAGACAAUGAUCCUGUUAGUGAGGAUUUGUGCGUUUUCGUGCAGGGUGAUUUGUGGGUAAACAAUUUCCUGUACAAGUAUGAUACGCACGGCCACCCGAUCGACGCGGUACUGCUAGACUUCCAGUACUGCACCUAUGGAUCGCCGAUGAUCGAUUUUUGCUACCUUUACUACACCUCGGCCCGGGAUGACAUUAGACAGUGUUGCUUCGAUGAGCUACUGCAGUACUACUACUAUCAGCUGACAGACUUUGCCCGACGGUUGCAAUACCGCGGCAAACUUCCAACGCUCUACCAGUUCCUGCAGCAAUCGCUUCGGAAAAUGUUCUACGCCGUGUACUCGACCUUUAUCGCACUACCGGUACAAAUGAACGAAAACACAGAAAACGCCGACUUCGAUGCGCUAAUGUGUAGCGAUGAGCGGGCCCUGAGCUUCAAGCGGAUGAUAGUGGCGAACGUUAAAUAUCAUGCCAUCCUUCGCGGGCUGCUUCCCCAGUUCGAUCGGAAGGGACUUCUGGACAAGUUAGACUAGAAUGCUGAAGAUUUCCUGAAGUCUUCGACAAGCAUCUCAUGUUUCCAAGCGUCUAUUUUACAUCCCAAUAAACAAAAACUCAGUGAGGACCGUCACAAGUCUAGCAAGUCUCAAAGUCUCUAAAAUAGAGGGUUGAGCUGCCACCGGAAAUCCCUUACCUAAAUAACUCACACCAAAACUGAUUAGCGGCCUAACGGGUGGGUAGUGAAUUAUUGAUAAGAACACACACCUUCCCCCCACUGAAAUCCGUCAUAAUGCAAACUGAUAACACACCGCUGUACGGAACCGCUGUCAAAUGUUUUCGACUAAACGAAUCGAAAAGAGGUCCGGGAACUAAUAUCAUGAUGUAUUUCUUAGGGUUUUAUUUCUUGGUUUGGGGCAGUUAGUACAGAACGGUGUCAAAAGCAAGGCCUGGAGUUCGAGACGAACGCAUUGAUAAUGUGAAGAAAUACUGAAAUUUGUCUUACGAACACAUCAGCCGGCGGUGUUAGCCAAAAGAUAACGCUCCUUGGAAGGGUUAUCCACUGACCGCACCCGCCAUAAGCCGCGGUAACAGAA